Molecule: messenger RNA, 14946 nt
Organism: Aureobasidium musti
Lineage: Eukaryota; Fungi; Ascomycota; Dothideomycetes; Dothideales; Saccotheciaceae
Source: the annotation of a GenBank genome assembly
AUGGACGUGUCAUGGGAAACUCAUAAUCUGGCCUCACGCAUCUCACAAUUACCGCCAGAGCUUGCUGGAGCGUUACAACAAGGCGACGGCGCACACUUUCUUGCUCAACUUAGCAGAGCUGCUCUCGACAGACGAUACACGGAUACCAUUCUGAUUCACGCCGAAUCCUUGAUCCCACACUGUUGCGCUGAAUUCCACGCCUCUUCCGACUACGUCUCGGUCGUCGCCGCAUACGCUCGCAUCGUCUCCCUUGCUCCUCACAUUUCCGAAUACGCCGAACGCUACCUUAGUACGCAUAAUGUCGAUAGCCUUUCCGACUCAAAUCUUUUCACACCCGAAUACUUCUUUGCCUUGAUCCGCCUGUUGCGAUUCGAUCGCCAAACCUUUGCCAAGUUUGUGCCAUUCUCACGGAUACACCAAUUGCUCGACCACAAUGCUCGUGCACUACGUUAUCUUGCCAUUCGUGUACUAUGUCUGUAUUUGAGCGCUGCAGAUGCUGCUCUACAAGACAUGACCAACAAAUACCUCGCAAACGAUGCUGGGUCCCAGGAAUUGGUUGCACCAUUAGGAUCAUGGGAGGGCAAGGAGAUUGACUACCGCCUUCUCACCUUGUGGGAGGAACGUCGGCUUAAGAACUUAGAGAAAGAGAGGGAAGCUCUACAACAGGAACGUGCUAGUUACAUGGACGCUGGAAAUGCUCCUAGACAGCCCGUUGUUUUGCCAGCCGAACUCUUCCAUUAUUCGACAGCAUGCAUCUCGGGUGUCUUGCUACCUCGUGGUGCUGCUCCUACAGACUCGUCAACAAACUCGAUAGUCGAUACCCCAACCACGGCCGCGAAUCUGCGUGAGCUAGCCGCCUCACUGAAGGCUCCUAACCCAGUACUUUUGACAGGUCUUGCUGGUUCUGGAAAGACACUUCUUGUGCGUCAUGCUGCACGCCAGCUCAACAAACUCAAGUCGAUGGUAACACUGCAUUUGAACGAGCAGAGUGAUGCCAAACUGCUCAUUGGAAUGUACACGACCGGCAAGAAUCCUGGAUCGUUCGUUUGGCAGGCUGGUGUUCUGACAACUGCUGUACUGGAGGGUCGCUGGGUGUUCAUCGAGGAUUUGGACCGCGCGCCGAACGAUAUCAUCAGCACUUUGUUGCCCCUGAUUGAGAGAAACGAACUUGUGAUCCCCAGCAGAGGCCAAACAAUACACGCCGCUAGAGGUUUCCGCAUCAUCGCUACCAUGCGUACGUCUCUAUCGAACAGUGGGCACGAGACUAAGCCAGCCUAUAAUCUGCUGGGUGCUCGCCACUGGAAGUUGGUGCACGUCAACAUGCUACCAUCGGAUGAGUUGGNNAAGCAAGUAGUGGUUGGCCUCUUCCCUACACUCCACGAGUUUUCCUCACAGUUUGUCACGGUUUUCCAGAAUCUGCAGUUGCUCAAGCAACAGGCACACCUCGCAAGUCGCAGCAGGACUGGUCUGAUGCGUGAGGUCAAUCCCAGGGAUCUGCUCAAAUGGUGUGCUAGAGUGGCGCUUAUGCUUGGAGACAGGCCUAACAUGACUGCCGGUGAGCUUGAUCAAAUCUUCUUAGAUGCGGUUGAUUGUUUUGCCGGUGCGUUGCCUGAAGGUGCGGCUUAUACGGCUCUUACUUCUUGCAUUGCUGAGAAUCUGCAAAUCGAUCCCCAACGCUGUCAGCAUCUGCUUGGCGAGAGAACCAUCAUCCACAAGGAAGAACCCUCACGAGUCACGAUUGGUCGUUCAGUCUUUCCUCGUCAACAGCGGAAAGGACUCGCUGGUCCCACCGGCAAGCGCGCCUUCUCAACCAAUGCACACACUCUCCGUCUACUUGACCGUGUUGCUGUAGCUGUUUCUCAGAAAGAGCCUCUGCUCUUGGUUGGAGAGACGGGUACUGGUAAAACCACCAGUGUGCAACACCUUGCAGACCAGCUUGGCAAGAAGCUGGUUCCUUUUAACUUAUCUCAGCAGAGUGAAAGUGGCGAUCUUCUUGGUGGCUUCAAGCCUGUCAAUGCUCGCUCCAUCAUCGUACCCUUGAAAGAGGAGUUCGAUGAUUUGUUCUCUGCCAGUUUCUCGUACAAGCGAAAUGCUCAGUUCAUUGACAUGCUUAACAAGUGCAUGGGUAAGCAGCAGUGGGUUCGUGUGUGCAAACUAUGGAACACAGCUCUUGGUAUGGUAGAACAGCAGAGAGUUGCCGCUCUGCAAGCUAGUAACAGAUCACCUUCUAGAAACGCUGAAAACCCGGCCAAGAAGCGCAAGGUCGAGCCAGUCAUGAGCACUGUGCUGAGUGAAAGAUGGGACAAGUUCGCUUUGGAAGUCAAGAGCCUGGAGAAUCGUCUCGCUGCUGGUCAGGAGUCAUUCGCCUUUGCCUUUGUUGAAGGAAACAUCGUUAAAGCCGUCAGAAAUGGCGACUGGGUUCUUCUUGACGAAAUCAACCUUGCUUCACCAGACACCUUGGAAGCACUGGCUGACCUAUUUGAUGUCAGCUCACCCUCUCUUAUGCUAAGUGAAGCUGGUAGCGUUGAGGUCAUCAAAGCCCAUCCUCAACUCCGUGUCUUUGCCGCAAUGAAUCCCGCGACCGAUGUGGGCAAGAAAGAUUUGCCUCUUGGUAUUCGUUCAAGAUUCACUGAGCUUUACGUGGAGAGUCCGGACCGCGAUUACCAAAGUUUGCGCAACAUUGUUCAAGCUUAUCUUGGCCAGGAAGCAAUCUUGGACAAAUCUAUUGCCUCAGAUGUGGCUAAGCUGCACCAAGCGACGCAAAAUCUGAACGAAGAGAACUUGCUCGUUGAUGGCGCUGGACAGAAGCCGCAUUUCAGUUUGAGAACACUGACACGUGCUUUGAUCUAUGCAAAGGAUGUUUCGCCGCUAUGUUCAAUUCGCAGGGCAGUUGCAGAGGGUAUCCAGAUGAGUUUCUUGACCUUGCUCGAUAAAGAGUCUGAAGCCCGUCUGUUGCCCCUUAUCCACCAGCAUAUGUUCGGUAAACUUGCCAAUGCUGCAGCCGAGCUCAAGAAGCCCUUCCGCCAACCUCAAGAUGGACACACCUAUGUCAAGGAUGGAGCUUACUGGCUCAGACAAGGCAACUUCACCGUGCAAGACCAGCCACACUACAUUAUCACACCUUUCAUCCGCCGCAACCUCGACAACCUUAUCCGUGCUUCCUUCACUCGCCGCUUCCCCGUCUUGAUUCAAGGUCCCACCUCGGCCGGAAAGACCAGUAUGAUCGAGUAUUUGGCUAACAAGUCUGGAAACAAGUUCGUCAGAAUCAACAACCAUGAGCACACUGACUUGCAAGAGUAUCUUGGUACAUACGUUUCUGGCUCCGAUGGUCGUCUGCAAUUCCAGGAGGGUGUCUUGGUAAAGGCUCUGAGAGAAGGUCACUGGAUCGUGCUUGAUGAGCUGAAUUUGGCACCUACUGAUGUCUUGGAGGCACUGAACAGACUGCUUGAUGAUAACAGAGAAUUGCUCAUUCCCGAGACUCAGGAGACUGUGCGUCCCCAUGAGAAUUUCAUGCUUUUCGCCACGCAGAACCCUGCGGGAUUGUACGGUGGUCGCAAAGUCCUCUCUCGUGCUUUCCGAAACCGUUUCCUCGAACUGCACUUCGAUGAUAUCCCGGUCGAGGAGUUGCAUACCAUUCUCCAGCGUCGUACACAGAUCCCCGAUACAUGGUGUAAGCGUAUCGUUAGUGUCUACAGAGAGCUUUCGGUUUUGCGCCAGGAGAAUCGUUUGUUCGAGCAGAAGUCUUUCGCAACUCUUCGUGAUCUCUUCCGUUGGGCACUGAGAAAAGCAGACACCAUCGAAGAACUCGCUGUGAAUGGAUUUUUACUUCUGGCUGAAAGAGUUCGUAAGCCUGAGGAGCGUGAUGCCGUAAAGAAGGUCAUCGAAAAAGUCCUUGGUCAGAAGGGUCCCAAGGUAUCGAUUGACACCAGUGCUCUUUACGGUGUCCAGUCUCCGCUGCUGCAGUCGUACCUUACCCAGGCUGGCUCCAAGGGUGUCGUCUGGACAAACGCCAUGCGCAGACUUUAUGUUUUGGUUGCAACCGCUCUCCAGAAUGACGAGCCAGUCUUAUUGGUUGGUGAGACAGGUUGUGGUAAAACAACUGUUGUCCAAAUGCUCGCCGAUGCGAUCCAAAAGGAAUUGCACAUCGUCAACGCACAUCAGAACACAGAAACUGGUGAUCUGAUCGGUGCUCAGCGACCUCUGAGAAACAGAGCGGCGAUCGAGCAACAGAUCCGCGAGAUGCUUGUGUCGCUCCCUCAUGCAGAGAUACAGGCAGCUGUACCUACGUCUAGCCUUGACGAUCUGCUCGUCAUCUAUGACCAGGUUAAGGCCAAUGUUGACAUGAGCGAUCCUUACACAGCCCAGAUUUACCAAGCCAUCGAUCAAAACCGUCCCCGACUGAAGGCACUAUUCGAGUGGGUCGACGGGUCUCUGGUACAUGCAAUGAAGACAGGACAAUACUUCUUGCUUGAUGAAAUCUCGCUCGCAGACGAUUCGGUACUCGAGCGCCUGAACAGCGUGCUUGAACCGUCCAGGGAGAUGCUUCUUGCAGAGAAGGGAUCGCUUGACUCGUUCGUCAAAGCAAAACCUGGGUUCCAGUUCUUCGCUACUAUGAAUCCUGGUGGUGACUAUGGCAAGAGAGAAUUGUCACCAGCUCUGCGCAAUCGUUUCACUGAAAUCUGGGUACCUGCUCUAUCCGACAUCGAGGACGUUCUGCAGAUUAUCCGUUCCAAGCUCAAGGACCACGCAGCACCUCAUGCAAAUGUGCUUGUCGAAUUCGCCCAAUGGUUCAACCAGCGAUACAACACUUCUGCUGCAUCGUCAAUAUCCAUUCGUGACACACUUGCUUGGGUGGAGUUCGUGAAUCGACAGCCUCACCGCGAUCCUGUCUUCUCCAUCAUUCACGGUGCUGCUAUGGUCUACAUCGACACUCUCGGCGCCAAUCCUGCAGCACUUCUUGCGAUCAACCCAGGCACUGUCAACUAUGAAAGAUCCCAAUGUCUUGAUGAGCUGAGCAAGCUCAUCAAAGCUGAUGCACAUGCAGUGUACAAUUCGCCAAUUCACGUCGAGGUCACAGACGAGGCCUUGGAGCUUGGAGCUUUCUCCAUCCCGGUCAUCACCAAGGGGAAUGAGCCAGGCUUUACCUUCCUGGCACCAACAACCAGAUCGAACGCCAUGCGUGUCAUUCGCGCCCUACAGCUUACCAAGCCUGUUCUCCUUGAAGGUAACCCUGGUGUUGGAAAGACCACUCUGGUCACUGCCUUGGCACAAGCGAUUGGCAUGCCUUUGACGCGUAUCAACUUGUCAGAGCAGACCGACCUGAUGGAUCUCUUCGGGUCAGAUGUUCCUGUCGAAGGAGCCGAAGCUGGUACAUUCGCUUGGCGUGAUGCACCAUUCCUGCGAGCCAUGAAGAAUGGCGAGUGGGUGUUGCUUGAUGAGAUGAACCUUGCCUCUCAGUCAGUACUUGAAGGUCUGAAUGCCUGUCUUGAUCACAGAGGUGAAGUUUACAUUUCUGAGCUGGAUCAAACCUUCCGUCGUCAUCCAGACUUCAGACUGUUCGCCGCCCAGAACCCCCAUCACCAAGGUGGCGGUCGCAAAGGCCUGCCAGCCUCGUUUGUCAAUCGAUUCACUGUCGUGUACGCGGACGUUUUCAGUCCUAAGGAUCUUGUUCUUAUCUGUCAGAAGUCAUUCGCCAGCUACGAUGCAGACAAGAUCGCUCCGAUUGUGUCCUUCAUCGACCAGUUGGACAUCGAGACUCAGCGCAGAAAGAUUGGUUCCCUUGGUGGACCUUGGGAGUUCAACUUGCGUGACACGCUGCGUUGGCUGAACUUGAUUACUGCCGAUCAUGGGUUGUUGAAGGGAGGUGAGGUAGACGACUUCUUCUCUACCAUCAUCUCACAGCGUUUCCGUACUCAUAUGGAUAGAGCUUUGGUAAUUCAACUCUUCCAGAGCAUUCUGCCUGACGCUCCUAUCACCCACAGCAUGUUCCACAACAUCGGACCGAAGCAUUUCCAGGUUGGCUUGGGAAUGCUCCCAAGAAACGCUCACCUAGCGAGAGUAGGUGCCGACCAGCAGUUCUUCGACUUUAAGCCCCACCUUCAAGUCUUGGAGUCUGUCAUGGUCGCUGUGCAAAAAAGAUGGCCUGUCCUGCUUGUUGGACCCUCUGGGUCAGGCAAGACUGCCAUCCUGGAAAAGCUCGCAGCAGUCCUUGGCGUCGAUAUGGUUACCUUCUCUAUGAACGCAGACGUUGACUCGAUGGAUUUGGUUGGUGGUUAUGAGCAAUCUGAACCCCAGCGCGCUAUCCACAGUUUCCUAGAAAAGCUUCGCACUUUCGCUGCACUGCAGACUGUGCGUUGUUUGACCCUUGAUGCCAAUAGGUCUGCCCUCGAGGCAUUGCAUCGUCUUCGCCAGUUGGCAUCUAAGGCUGACACCAGUCUCAUCACCACUGGGCGUAACGAGGUAACCCUCGAGAUUGCCCAUCUGCUCCAGAACUUCAUAUCGGUAGCUCAGUCAUCUGGACCUCUCUCCUCAAACACUUUUAUGAUUGACGUUCCCGAAGCUGAAUCCCUGCUUGAGCAGGUCAACGUUCUGAUCUCGAAGCCAACUGCCAUCAGUCGAGCUCAGUUCGAGUGGAUGGACGGUAUGCUUGUUCAGGCACUGGAACGUGGUGAGUGGCUGGUGUUGGACAAUGCCAACCUUUGCAGUCCUGCCGUCUUGGACAGGCUAAACUCUCUGCUUGAGCCUAAUGGCACACUCAUCAUAAACGAGAACACCGAUGCUUCCGGCCAAGCUCGCGUUAUCGUGCCUCACCCCAAUUUCAGGAUCUUCUUCACCAUGGAUCCUAGGUAUGGCGAGCUGUCCAGAGCAUUGCGCAACAGAGCUGUUGAGCUUUUCCUUCUGUCGCCUGCUGCAAGCUCUGAACAUUCAUCAAGCUUGGAGUUUUCGUCGGAGUCCAGUCUCCACAGACUUCGCAACACAGAAGUCCUUGAAAACGUGGAUCCUGAAAGUGCAUUGACGCCUCAUAUCACACGAACUGUUAUGGAAAGUCUGUCCUACCACGACACUGUCAUACUCCCUCAGUUCAUGGAUGGCUUGGAAGCUGGGCUCUAUCAAAUCCCAAGCAAUGUGCUUAACAGCAGCAGAAACGUCCAGUUCAGAUACAAAACUCUGCACUCCUCUCGGGAUGCCAACAUGCCUGAGGUCGCAGAAUCUGCUGUCCAGCCAUUCCACCCCCUCAACAAUGUCGCGCUUGCUCGUUGCAACUCUGCAGCGACAGGGUGGGCUGCUGCUCUUUACGAGCUGGAGUGGGACAUCCGCUCUAUGCAGAUUGCACUUGAGGGCGUCGGAAACCGUGAUGUGCCUAAGCGCGAGCAGACACGACUCCAGCGAUCUGCUGUUGGCCAAGGACCUAAACAAAAGCACUUCACAAGCAAUGUGUUUGCUCUUCUUGGUGGUGCUGUCGAUGUAUGGUCAAGGUUCCUUGAUGUCGCUAUCUCUGCAGAACAGCAAGGUCAGCUUGUUGAACAAUAUCCUGUGGACACAUUCAAACCAUGGAGAAGAUAUUGGUGGGAAUUCUUCAACCUCGUAGACUCUGUCGAUGUGGAAGAAGCAGUGUUCAAGGCAUACAUCGAGAUUGGUAUACGCUUGGAGCAAACUCAUGGCAUUGAGUUCGCCGCUCGCUUUGCUUCGGAGAGCACUCAAGCUGGCGAACGUUUCAGCUCUUACUUUGUCCUGCCUCUGGAUCGAGCUUUCUCGCCAGACAACAAGGGCGCUUCGAUGACUGCUCUGUGGACAGUCAUGAGACCAAAGACUGCACGCACAUUCCAGCAACUCCAAGACAUUAUCGGACUGGAAGCAAUGGCAGACAGAUUUGACAUUUUUGCUAGAAGACUUGACGCCCCUCUUGAUCAGCUCCUUCCGUUGCAGCAAGCAUUUGGCAAGGCUUUGGCUGUUGUCUUGAAUGGCUCUGACGAAGCACCUGCUCUCAUCGCUAGUCUCAAGGAAGCCAUGUCUGCAUUCAGCACCGAAGAGACAGAGAUUGCGCACGUAUUGCCGCACUUCAAAGAACAGUUCGAAAGUAUUGCUCAGACAUUCGAUCUUCUGUAUGGCAAGGAUAUGUCUCAAUACCCUCAGUCAGGUGUCUUUGGCGCGUUCGCCGGAAGAACGUUCACCGAACAGUUGCAAGCACAACUGCAGCGCGUCAACUUCCUCGCUUACAGACCUACAAAGUUCAUCUCUGCUCAACAAGGCGAGAUUUUCGAGCCGCUGGGCAAGCACGUGGGUUAUUACAGUGAUGGCCAAAAGCCGCUGGCUUUGGAGACGAACCUUCAUCAACAUGUCCUCACUGGCCUUGACCAGAUUGAUGAAGUGCCUCUCAGCAAACUAGACUUGCUCAGAACCGAGGCUCAGAUUAUGAGCCAGAUCAUCACUAGCAACACUCACGACCUGGAGUCCAACUACAUCCACCUCUUGGACGGCCACCUUGCGGUCCUAACAGACAUCCUUCUGCGCUCCUUGCGCGAGGUCUCUCGUGCAAAGGACAUCAGACAAGCUGACUGGCAGCCCUGGAUCGAUUGGGCCUCCGAGUCUUUCCGCUCAGGCAAAGUUAGUGCUGCCCCUUCAAUGGCGUCAGCACAGGAUGCUGCUAGUAUCUGCAAGCAUUAUCUUGAUCCUCUGGUGGCUUACCUAGUUGAUGCCUCUGCCGUAUGUUCCACUGAUCCAGCUGUCUCUGCUAGAGCUUGGUUAAGAUUCGCCCUCGGAUGCAUGUCGUUGUACAUCACGAGCAAGCCUUCAGAUCCUGCGCUACGCCCUAUGCUCGACAGACAGAUCUUCCGCAAGACGUUUGCCGAUCUGCAAACCAAGUUGGCAGCCUUGCAGAGAUUCGCCGAUACGACUGGACUCUACUCCUCACUCCGCACAGCCUUGGUCCAGCAGGACAUUACUGAUCUUGGCCAAGAGCCUAGUGUUCAGGACAUCGCCAGACCGUCCGUAUCGGAGAUCACUAAAUUGCAAGGUGAAUUUAAUGCUCUGCAAAGAGCACUGGCCCNNCCUCUCUACAAUGCUUCCGAAGAUAUGCUCGUAGGCUUUGCANAAGAUGCCGUGUUGCGUCAAAACGUGAGACAAGUCAAGGCUCGUCUCAGCGACGGUUAUCGUGCCUACGCCGAUAUCACCGGGCCCGUCAUGGGCUUCUUGCACUGUCUUGAAGUUGGUUUUGCCCUUGCAAACCUUGUGCCCGAGGACAAUAUGAAGAUGGAGAACACGGUGGACAUCAAGCACUUUUCACCCCUCACUGGUGCACUGCCCAACUACGUACAGAAGGCUACUGCUAUCACUGCUGUCAUGGAGACACCGCAUCACAACAACGUCAAAAUGCAUGCCUUGUCUUCUUUCGCUACCAUGAGCCGCAUCAUGCCAGAGACUCAGCUCUCCACCUGGGAUGCUGUAUUCGACAUCUUCGACUCAAUGUAUCAACAGUGGCACAUCGAGCUGCAGAACAACCAGCAGCAGAACGCCGCGGCCCACAGUCUUUACACUCACCGUGGGGAUGAGGAAGCCGAAGAAGAGGCAGAUCAAGCCGAAUUAGCAGAGCUCUUCCCCGAGUAUGAUACCGAGGAAGGUGUCGAGACUCAGAACAAGUCAGCUGCACCCCAGAAGAUGCAGGCUCUGGCUCCAGGUCUUGCCACUGUGCUCGCUGAAAUCUACAAGAAGGGUGAAGCUAACGAGGAUGAUCUGCUUGCCUUGGUCAAGAAGUCAGCAUCGCUGCUUGGCAAACAGUCUUACGAACAGACCAUCGAGAGUGUCGACGGCUCAAGUGGUGUUCUUACUCCCUUGCUUGUGCUUAUUCUGCAAGAAAAGACACAGAUGUUGAAUGGUUCUGGUUUCAAGAAGAAUUUGUACAACAUAUACACCGAAGUCAACCUCGCUGAAGCCGAUAAGCUCAUUGCCCUGGUCAGAAAGAUCCAAACUAGAUUUAGAGAGAUUCAGCAAGUGUGGCCUGAACACGCUACUCUCGGUGAUGUCUUGCGAGUGUGUGACGAACUUCUUGAGUUUGCUCACACUGAUCCCGUCGCAAAGAUCAUGACGAAGGUCGAGAAGCUACACUCUUACGUUCAUGAAUGGCAGCUCGUUGCCAGCAGAGAGUACAGUGCGGCUGCGCUAUACGACAGCAUCACAGGUCUUAUCGUCAGCUGGAGACAACUAGAGCUGUCGACUUGGUCAAGACUGCUUGAUAUGGAAACUCUGAAGUGCAACGAAGACGCCAAGAGCUGGUUCUACAUCGCUUACGAGAACAUUGUCGUCGUGCCCUUGUCGAUCGGUGAAACCGAGAUUGAGAUGAAGAACCAUGUUACUGAGCUAAUCAAAACAUUGUAUGGCUUCUUCACGUCUACUGGCCUUGGUCAAUUUAGUGCUCGUCUGAAGAUGUUGGGCAAUUUCCGCGAGUACAUCAAGACACGCGCAACAAUCUUCCCUUCUUUCAGCAUCGCACACACUGCUCUGGCUAACUUCAUCUCCUACAUGGCACGCUACGAGCCUCUGGUUCAGCAAGCUCUUGAUACCGGUAGACAAAAGCUGGAGAAGGACAUGAAGACCAUCAUUCAACUUGCCAGCUGGAAGGACACGAACAUUGACGCUUUGAGACAGAGCGCUAAGGCCUCUCACCGCAAGCUUUUCAGAGUUGUCCGAAAGUUCAGAGUUCUCCUUGCACAACCCGCCCAAAGCAUUGUCUCAGCCGGCUUGCCUGAUAUUGCCUUCUCGGAGACACCCACGGCUGCUGGUCUUCGUAAGACUGAAGUCCCUGUUGACCCCAAAGCAUCGGCUGUGUGCACUGAGGUUGUGCCCAAGUGGAACGAACGACCUGCUCGUUUCAAGAAUACUGCUACUACCUUGACAGUCAUGCAGUCCAAGGGCGCUAUCAAAUCCGAGCACAUUGACUGCGCUUCUGAGAUCAACACCUGGCUCUCCGAUACUGAGUCGAUCGCCGUCCAGCUUCGCAAAGCCACGCCAGCUACUCUGACAGAGGAAAACACUGAGACCGUCAAGCAUCUCAAGAAUCGCAAGCGUAAACUCUUCGCCGAUGUACUCAAGGAGCUCAGAAACAUGGGCUUCAAGAGUAACAUGACAGGUGAUGUACUGGCUAGGCAAGACUCUUUACAAGCUGUGUUAGCUGCCAUCCCUGUCAUGGACAAGGAUCUUGCGGAGAACUAUCUGCAUCGUUUGCUGUAUCUCAUGCCUCUAGUCAGAGAGGCUGCCAGAGAGCACUCAGACGACUUGACCGGUGCUGAGAUUGCAAGAUCUGUGGCACUUUGCGAGAGUAUGCUGCAGGUGAUCAUUCAACAGAGGAACGUCCUCGGAUCUGCUACCGAAGGUCAGAAGACUCUGCAAACUUUGCUCAACCAGGCUGAGAGUCUUUGGGGUAACGGCAAGCUUGAGACGAGUGGCAAGAAGAAGCAGAGCUACGAUGUUGUCACUGCUAUGGCCUGCUUGCCUGUAAUGAUCAAAUCUGCUGCACGCAUUGUUGCUUCUCAAGCUGAGCUUGGUAAGCUUGACUGCGGCAAUGUUGUUAAGACAUUAGGACAAUGGGCUGCCAAGUUCGAGAAUCUCAAGACGCAAUGGCAGAGCCUUGCUGCACUGCCUGCUGGACUCACUAGUGACUAUCACACCAAGGUUAUCGAGGAGAGCAAGGUUGCUAUGCAAGAGCUGCACACUGAGCUCACUGCCUGCAUCGAACAGCACCCUUACCUUGGAGCGACUCUUCGACAGCUUCAGCUCUGGGCGACCGCCAAUGACGGCGCCUCGAAGUCAAAGAAAAUCUCGAGAAAGACUACUAUCAAGAUCGACGAGUUCGGAAAUGCAGCUUGUGACUUCGUCGACUCUAUUCUUGGUUCUGUCCAAGAUCUUGAGAAGCCACUCAGUCAACUUCCUGUAUCUGCGGAAGAUCCUAACUGGCUUCUGCACGAGAGCCAGAACCUGUCUCUUGCUGUCAAGACUCUUCGCCUUCCUUACGUUACGGACCGCAUGCAAGAGCUUAUGAUGCAGGUACCACAGCUGGAUUCCAAUCUCGACGUUGCUGCUGCCGUUGUUCACUCUUUCAUUCCGUUCAUCGCUCAGUACAACAAUCUUGCGAUAUACCUCUCUUCACGCCUCGAAAAUCUUCAUGCAGCUCUCAGUCAAAUGUCUUUCCGCCUUGCCAAGAUCUUCGUCCAACUGUCCAAGGAGGGCUUCUGCACGCCUCCUGAAAAGUCGAAUGAUCAGAACAAGGGCGACGACAAACUCGAAGGCGGAACUGGUCUAGGCUCUGGAGAAGGCGCUGAAGAUAUCUCAAAGGACAUCGAGGACGACGAGGACCUUGGUGAGCUUGCACAGGAAAAGGACGACCGUGACGACAAAGACGAGAUCGAAGACGAGAAAGAUGCCGUUGAUAUGGGCGAUCAAGAGAUGGAAGGUCAAAUGGGCGAUGCUGAAGAGAAGGAUGACGAAGAAGGAAGUGACAAGGAAGAUGAAGGUGAAGAUGAGAUGGAAGAUGAAGUCGGCGAUGUCGAUGACCUUGGCCCUUCUACCGUUGAUGAGAAGAUGUGGGAUGAUGGUGGUAAAGACGAAGACAACAAGGAUAAGGAGGGUGAAAACAAUGCUGGCACCGAGGACCAGAAUGAGAUGACUGCCGCCGAUGGAGAAGAGAAGGAAGAGAAGGAGAAGAAGGAGAACGACGAUGAUGCUGAGGAAGAGGAGGAUGAAGGCGAGCAGCAAGGUGCUGAUGAGACUGAGAAUGGUCCUCCCGAAGAAACUGAAAAGACCGACCCUCACUUGCAGGAGCAGGACAACCUUGAUCUUCCUGAUGACAUCGACAUGGACGGCAAAUCCGAAGAUGGCGAUGAGUCAGGCAUGGAAGACAUGGGUGACAUUGAUCCCAUGGACGAAGACCUGCCUCAGCCCGAAGGCGAGCAAGAAGGCGAAGUCGAGGACCCAAGCAAGGAAGAAGACGUCUCGCCUGGAGACGAGAUACCCGCUGAUCUUGAUGCUCAACAAGACGAAGCCGACGAGAACGCCGACGAGGAUGGCCAAGACAAGACCAAUGAAGCUGGCGAAGACGCUGAGAAGCCUGAAGAGGAAGAGGCAGCUGAAGAGGAUCAAGACAUGCUCCAAGACAACCGCAAGGAUGACACCAAUGCUGCUGAUGAGAUUGCACCCAGCGAAGCCCGAGGUGCUGGUCUCGACGAUCAGCAACCUCAAGACGACAAUAAGGACAAUGACGCAGGUGCUGCUCAACGUGAANUCUGGCGAGCAAGGCGCCCAGCAGGAGCAACAACAGCAAGCAGGUGCCGAGGUGAACGCGGCGUUGCCGAGAACUCUGCCGCCGCCGCAAACGAGGAGAAGACAGAAGACAAGCAAGAAUCUCUCCCGUACAAGAAGAUCGGUGAUGCACUCGAGAAGUGGUACAAACAGCAGAAGCAGAUCCAAGAUGCUCAAGCCGACAAGGAGGAGCGCAAAGAACAACCUCCUGCUGAUGUCGAUAUGGACGAUGCUGAGUUCGAGCAUUUGCAGAACGAAGCCGAAGAGUCUGAUGCUCAGGCUCUUGGUGCCGCCAAUGAGGAUCAAGCCAAGGCGAUCGACGAAGAGGCUGGUGUCUCGACCAAUGACAAGGAGCAGAGAGAUGAUUUCAUGCCUGAAGAUGAAGAAGAGGGUGAAGCUUAUCGUCCUGACGAAGAUGUCGAGAUGGGUGACCGCGAGGAGGAAGACGAUAAGCAAAACCCAGAAGGCGGCGCUGACAACAUUCCUAACGCCUUUGUUGGUGAAGCUCAAUCCCGCGAGGACGCUCUUGAUCAGGAGGGCCUCGAAGCUCAAGAAGAUAACGAUGACUCAAUCGAGGAAGUCGACCAUCAACUCGAGUCUGCCCAUAUCUCCUCCAUGGCUGAUCUACCGACUUUGUCUCUUGACGACGCUAGGGCAUUGUACAAUACCCACGAGUCCUCAACUCGCAAUCUCUCGCUACUUCUCGCUGAGCACCUUCGUCUCUUGCUCACACCAACGCACGCCACAAAGAUGCGCGGUGACUACCGCACUGGUAAGCGUCUGAACAUCAAGCGUAUAAUUCCCUACAUCGCCUCCUCUUACCGCCGCGACAAGAUCUGGAUGCGUCGCUCUGUGCCAUCGAAGCGCCAAUACCAGAUCAUGCUCGCCAUCGAUGAUUCGCAAUCAAUGUCCGAAGGCGGCGCCCAGACUCUCGCUUUCGACACCAUGGCUCUGUUAGCUCGAGCCCUGUCCAUCCUCGAAGCGGGAGAAUUGUGUAUUCUCGGAUUCGGUGAGGACGUUAGCGUCAAACUACCUUUUGAGACUCCAUUCACCUCUGAAGCUGGCGCCAACGUCAUCAGAUCCUUCAACUUUGAGCAGACUAGAACAAACGUCAAGACUUUGGUACAAAAGUCGCUGGAUCUGUUCAGAGCUGCUAGAGUCAGGGCUCAAGGCGCAAGCUCAGAAUUGUGGCAGUUGCAACUGAUUGUUUCAGAUGGUGUGUGUGAGGACCACUCGGGCAUCCGCUCGCUCGUCAGACAAGCCCACGAGGAGCGUAUCAUGAUGGUUUUCGUCAUCGUCGNNACGCUACAGCCACUGCCCCCUCAGUCUCCGGAGCCCCCUCAGGAACAGCCACACCAUCUGCCAACACCAUCACCUCUGCACUUUCCAACAAUGGCUCUGCCUCUGCAACCGGCACGUCCACCCCUGCCGCAGCUCCUGCAGCAAACAAGAAAAAGANAUUCCUCAAUCUUGGACUUGCAGACUGCAGAGUUUGUCAAAGACCCCGUGACUGGAGAAAUGAGUGUCAGGACUGUCAAGUAUCUUGAUUCCUUCCCCUUUGGAUAUUACUUGGUGGUCAGAGAUGUUAGAGAGUUGCCUGGUGUGCUUGCUGGAGCUUUAAGACAGUGGUUUGCCGAGGUUGUCGAUACUCAAGGAUAA